Macrobrachium nipponense is the source of this 4253-nucleotide messenger RNA. It is a transcript of the gene Taf7, whose product is annotated as transcription initiation factor TFIID subunit 7-like. Gene Ontology annotation, cellular component: transcription factor TFIID complex. Gene Ontology annotation, molecular function: RNA polymerase II general transcription initiation factor activity. The record is from RefSeq and is a predicted model, not a curated record. NCBI's taxonomy places the organism in Eukaryota, Metazoa, Arthropoda, Malacostraca, Decapoda, Palaemonidae. Gene Ontology annotation, biological process: transcription initiation at RNA polymerase II promoter; RNA polymerase II preinitiation complex assembly.
AUCUGACUGACGAUUUCAGGCUUCGGCUGCCUGACGUAAACAGACACUCCAGGUGCACCCAGGUUGAAAGGCCACCGUUUUUUAGUUAAUUCACUCAUAUUGGAAUCCUUAUGCGCAUUUGAAAGUUGCAAGAACCCAGUAAGCUACCCUAGACAGACCUGUGGAAAAGGAAAAAGGGCAUUCUUCUCCAACACUGAUCCCCAAGAGUUGGUUGUUCUUGGUCAAGAAAGGAAAUAAAAAAUGAACAGAAAUACAAAAGGGAGAGCAUUGAGGCCUCCAGGCUCUCAAGGACCAGACCUUGAAAAUCAUUUCAUUCUUCGAUUACCUCACGCUCAGUCAGAACUACUGAGGGAUACCAUCCGACAAGGCCAGACAAAUAUUAAAGAUCGACUUGCAAUUCGUGACUUUACUAAUGAUAAGGAUGACAUGCGAAAUGGAAUCAUUACAUUUGAUACAAUCAUGUACAAAGCCAGACUUGUUGAUUUGCCAACCAUCAUGGAAACCUGGAAAACCAUUGAUGGGAAAAGUUUCUACAAAACUGCAGAUGUUUGUCAGAUGCUAAUGGUACGUGAAGAGGAAGAUCCACCCGAAGAGGAAGACCCAAAGAAGAAGCGCCGUGAUCCUCAUAAAGUUGACAAAAAAUACUUAUGGCCUCAUGGGUAUACUCCACCUUUGAAAAAUGUCCGGAAAAGACGAUUUCGUAAAACUCUCAGAAAGAAGAAUCUGGACUUACCAGAGAUUGAAAAAGAGGUCAAGCGUUUAUUGAGAACUGACAAUGAAGCCAGUACUAUACGAUGGGAGGUUGUAAGAGAAGAAGAUGAAAAGAAAAAUAAUCCAGAUACUAAUAUGUCGUCUUCUAAUCUUGAUGAACAACUAUUUGGAGAAGUGUUGAGUUCAUCUGAUGAUGAAGUAGGGGCAACUAUUAACAUUAUAGAUGAAGACGAAGAUUCACGUCUUUCUGUUGAUGACAGCCGUUUCUCAGAAUCUUAUUUGAAUGAAUCAAACACAAGUCCAAAUGGAAAAAAUAAUACAUCGACACCACUAAUAACGGAUUUCUCUGGUAUGUUUCCCAAUGAAGAAGAGGGUUCUUCCUUCUCAUCAAAACCACAAACACCAAUACCUACGAAAGGAGGCAGUAAAGGAAAGGUUAAGCGUACGCCACCUCCUAAAAAGAGUGGCAUGGCACCUGUUGCGCUUGGCCGAUCCCCAGGUGAAGAAGUCCAAUCUUCUGAGGGUAACAAUAAACUUUAUGCCCGAUUAUCAACACUGGAGAAUGAAUUGACUGUCUUGACAACUCAGAGGGCUGCUCAAGAGUCAGAAAUAGCAAAUAUUGAAAAUUUUGCCUUGAAACAACGGUUCCUCUCAAAACUUGGCGACAUUGAAGCUCAAAUAAGGGAGAAAGAGCAGGAGAUCAAUGAGAUAAGGAGUCAACUUCAUGACUAGAGAGUCUGUGAUAUUCUGGAGAGGUUAUAGGACAAUUCUGGUAUGAUUGGAAGGAAGUCAGGAAUCUUAAUAAAAACCAUUUUGAAAUUUGCCCACUAUCAGGGCAAUUCAAAGAGUACAGUAGUAUCAAAAUAUUAUGUUAAUGUGAUUAGUGACUCAGAAUUUAAAAAUGUAUUAGUUUUAUGGUGUUGAGAAAUUUAGUAUUUACUGCAACAUUUCCAGCAGGACGUAUUGUCAGAUAUAAUUCAUAUAUAUAUUGGGACUGGCUUAUGGUUCAUAUGGAGAGAGAAUAUUUUUAUUGUGUACGGUAAUUGUAUUGUAGGGUCUUGUCUUGUUUGUGUAUUUUGGAACAUAACAUUAUACACUUAUUUCCUUGGUUUGAAUUUCUGUUGAGUGUCAUUCUAAUGACCAGUUAUGUAUCUGUUAAAUAUAAUCUUACAUACAGCUUUCAUAUGCUUUAGCAGAGACAUCGUCAGCUAAUACUGUCCUCUAGUGGCCAUUACAUUCUAUGAUGGUAAGAUUAAAAUGUAGGUGGUAAACUUUAAUUGAAAUUUUUUUUUUUCUGAAGUUCGUGUGUUGAUUGGUAAGAUUAAAAUUAAAAUGUAGGUGGUAAACAUUUAUUGAAAAAAUGUUUUUCAGAAAGUUCAUGUGUUAAUUGUCAAAGAUUUGCCUAAUUGGCUUGUUUCUAUUUGAAUUUCUUAGGAAAUGAGACCUGUUGAACUUUAUGCAUGUCAUUAAGUUAUUUUCAUUUUAAACUCUAUUUACUGAAGUAGACUAAAGCUGCUGUGUAUUUUUAAUUGUUAUACUUUUCCAGACAGUAUUCAUUAGCUUCAUAUUUACUUCUCUUGAUACUUAUCUUCAUUCUAAGUUAACCGAGUAAGUUUUUAUAACUGGUUUGUUUACUGAUAUUGAUGCCAUAAGCAAUUAUUUCAGAUUCCCUUCAACUCCUGGUUUUUCAAUAGUUUUAAUCCCUACACACUUAGUCACAAGAAAAAAUAAGGGUCAUGUUGAAAAUUGUUGCAGCACAUUGGCACUAACUGAUUCUCAUUACAUAACUAGCUCACUUUUGAUGUUUCGUAGCUGAGCAGCAGCUUGACAAUUCUGCCAGUUGUUUCAAUCAGGAAUGUUUAUUUUAGUAUUGUUUUUCAUUUACACUUCAUUAAAUUAUAUUUGAAAGUGCUUUUGGACCUUUGUGUUAGUAACUGUUCUCUUUUGGCACUUGAUCACAAAUCUUCAUGUGUUGUCUCUGGAAAGGUAUGGCUACUUUUGAAGAAGGGAAUCAUACCCUUUGUCCAGUAUUGUCAUUAAAAAAUAUAAUUUAAAAGUUUGAACCCCCUGUUAUCCUUGACAGAUGUGAUCAGUCUGAGAGUGCUACUAACAGACAUCAUGCAUCAGUACCUAUUUCCUGUUGAUAUUAGUAACACGCUUUCUGUAAAGCUCAAUUCUGCCACCUUAAGGACAGCAAGAAAAACCGGGAAAUUCCAUACUGUCUUGUCAACAAUUUUCACUCCAGGUAGAAGGGAAAUUCCUUUUUUAUUACUAACAAGCUUUCUGGAAAACUCAAUCUGCCACCUUAAGGACAGCAAGGAAAACUUUUGGAAAUUCCAUACUGUAGUCAAUUUUCACUCCAGUUAGAAGAGAAGUUCCCUUUUAAUUACCAAGAGCUGCAUGGAGCAGGGACACCUUGAAUCCCAGCCAGAGAACAGUACCUGACCAACUUCCAGGCAUCUUUAUUUGCCAUUUUAGACAGGUAGAGGGCAAAUUUUAAAUUCUAAUACACAUCACCUGGAUGGGACAGAUGGGAAGUGAGAAGAGAGAGAUGCAUCCAAUGGGAGCUCAUCUCCAUAACUUUAGAACAUUGUGGUAAGAGAUAAGAGAUUUUUGAGAGGCUGAUCACUCCCAUUGCUGGAAAUGGGUCUCCAUUCUUUGACCCAACUUGUGUACGUACGAGAUAAAUAGAGGCUUUAUUCAGACCAUUAGAGAGAAGGCUUCUGAGAUUAGCUGUUUCAUUUCAAAAGUUUCAUCAGUAUCCUGCAGCCUUUUAAAAAAUGUGGCAGUGUAUUGCCUUUUUAAAAAUUUGGCAGUGUGUCAAGUGCCAAUUGAUCUCAUUGGCAAAGGGAAUCCAGCACAGCAGAUUCAGAAUACAAUCUCCAUCUCUAAUUAAACCAUUAAUUGUCUAUAGUUGUACAGCCCAACUCUUUCCCAGUUUCUGUCACAGAUGAAGUCAACAAGGAACUGAUUUGGUGGCAUGACCAACUGAACAUAAGUUAAGCGGUACCACUAGCCCUUCCAGCACCAGGCCUAGUAGUACCCUCUCUUCAGAUGCUUCAGAAUAUGGAUGGAGGUCACUCUAAAACUUUCAGGCAACAAUACUUUGUUGCAAGAACAGAGAAAAGCACAUCAAUUUCUUAGAACUGACAGCCACUUUGCUAUGUUUUCUGGAGGUUCCUAUUAUGGAAUGAUAGUAGGAGUCAUGACAGACAAGUCUAUUAUGGGUGCAGAUCUGAAGAAUGGUGGACCAAAGUCCUGCAUGCUUGGCAGUAUCCAUCAUCUGAUGUGGCCAGGUGGCACAACAGUGUGGUGGACUAAAUCAGAUAAUCUGGGUAAGGUGGACAAAACACUCACUGCCAUGUCUUAAAGCAGUUAAUUUGAAGUACUUAAGUUGAUUUACAGAACCUGAACAACAAAGUCCCUAUUUACUCCUUUUCCCACCCAGCUUCAGCAAUAUGGUGAAUUGAUAUCUUAUUGCCAUUGAGAAUAUAUGGAGAUGUAGGGAUUUUCACUAUCAAGGCAGAUAGGAAAUGAAAUAA